This is a messenger RNA of Doryrhamphus excisus (bluestripe pipefish), 973 nucleotides long. RefSeq names its product thioredoxin-like 4B (gene txnl4b). Gene Ontology annotation, cellular component: U4/U6 x U5 tri-snRNP complex; spliceosomal complex; U5 snRNP. Gene Ontology annotation, biological process: mRNA splicing, via spliceosome. The record is from RefSeq and is a predicted model, not a curated record. Lineage: Eukaryota; Metazoa; Chordata; Actinopteri; Syngnathiformes; Syngnathidae.
CUCGGUGUUGCACUUCCGUGACAGCUUCCUUCUCCGGUCUCCACAAACUGAAAAUGAGUUUAUUUUUGCCUAAAUUGACUUGCAAAAAAGACAUAGACGAUGUCAUCAAGGUAAUAGCAGAAAAGGUGGUUGUUUUAAGGUUUGGCAGAGAUGAAGACUCGGUUUGUCUCCAGCUAGAUGAAAUUCUGUCCAAAACUGCCCAUGACCUGAGUAACAUGGCGUCCAUCUACAUCGUUGACGUGGAUAAAGCUCCUAUUUACACAAGAUACUUUGACAUCAGUUACAUCCCCUCCACUGUUUUCUUUUUCAAUGGACAGCAUAUGAAAGUGGACUAUGGGUCACCAGAUCACACCAAAUUUGUGGGCAGCUUCAAAACCAAACAGGAUUUCAUGGAUCUGAUUGAAGUUAUAUACAGGGGAGCCAUGCGGGGGAAAAUGAUUGUCCGGAGUCCCAUCGACCCUCAAAAUAUUCCCAAAUAUGACCUACUGUACCAUGGCAUUUAGCAUUAAUAUCUACAACAUUAUCUUAAAUCCUACCAUUGUCCUCAAUUAGAUGAAGUGUGACUGUAUAUAUAUAUAUAUAUUUUUUAUCACACGAUGUUGUCAUGAUUCCUGUGUAAAUAUUCUAGUCCAAUUGAGAACAUUUGGAGAUGAAUGUUGAAGGAAGGUAAGAGAAAUGGACAUCAGUUCCAGACAGUGGGUGCCCUCUGUGAAGCCAUCUUCACCACCUGGAGCACUACCCUCCUAGAUAGAACAGCCUAUUUCACUUCAAUGGUUGUUUGCAAUAAAUUGCUUACUCAUUUUUUUUUGUCUCACUCACAUUUCUUCUUUUUGUAUUUUGAAUGUCUAUUGAGAAGCUCCUUAAGAUCUAACAGUGCAAAAUGUAAAUUGUUGCAAUUUUUUCAACUGGCUUUAAAAUUUUGACCAAAACUGAAUGUGCUGUAUAUGAUAUCAGGGGAUUUGAUAGAUUCAUA